Molecule: messenger RNA, 927 nt
Organism: Meriones unguiculatus (Mongolian gerbil)
Lineage: Eukaryota; Metazoa; Chordata; Mammalia; Rodentia; Muridae
Product: olfactory receptor 5B3-like
Exons: 1
Coding region: 1-927 (308 amino acids)
Biological process (GO): G protein-coupled receptor signaling pathway; sensory perception of smell
Cellular component (GO): membrane
Molecular function (GO): odorant binding; olfactory receptor activity; G protein-coupled receptor activity
Source: RefSeq, a predicted model, not a curated record
AUGAUGGAGAACAGUACAGAAGUGACACAGUUUCUCCUGCUGGGACUCACCGAUGACCCGGGCCUACAGCUGCCCCUCUUCAUCAGCUUUCUCCUCAUCUACACCAUCACCCUGGCAGGGAACCUGGGCUUGAUCCUGCUGAUUGUCUUGGACUCUCGGCUUCACACCCCCAUGUACUUUUUUCUGGGUAACCUGUCUCUGGUAGACUUUUGUUACUCAUCAGCAGUCACUCCAAAAGUCAUGGCUGGUUUUCUUGUAGGAGACAAGAUCAUCUCCUACAAUGACUGUGCUGCACAGAUGUUCUUUUUUGCAGCCUUUAUUACUGUGGAAAAUUACCUGUUGGCCUCAAUGGCCUAUGAUCGCUAUGCAGCAGUGUGUAAGCCCCUACACUAUGCCACUACCAUGACUACAAGUGUGUGCACAUGGAUGAUCAUUGGCUCUUAUGUCAUCGGCUUUCUGAAUGCCUCUAUCCACAUUGGAGACACAUUCCAGCUUUAUUUCUGUGAGUCUAAUGUGGUCCAUCACUUUUUUUGUGAUAUUCCGGCAGUCAUGGUUCUCUCUUGUUCUGACAGACAUGACAGUGAGCUGGUUCUUGUCUAUAUAGUGAGUUUUCAUAUAUUUUUUGCCUUCAUAGUUAUUUGGAUAUCCUACAUAUUCAUUUUUGUUACCAUCUUGAAGAUGCACUCAGGUGCAGGACAUCACAAGGCUGUAUCCACCUGUGCCUCCCAUUUCACUGCAGUCUCCAUUUUCUAUGGAACUAGUAUUUUUAUGUAUGUACAGCCCAGCUCCAGCCACUCCAUGGACACUGACAAAAUUGCCUCUGUGUUCUACACCAUGAUCAUCCCCAUGCUGAACCCUCUGGUCUACAGCCUGAGGAAUAAGGAGGUGAAAAGUGCAUUCAAAAAGAUCAUUUUGGAGGCAAAAUAA